CCGACCCCAUCCCUCCUGCUAGGGUGCGGCUUCUUGCUGCACUGGCACCGAGAUCCCAAACCGAGUACAUGUGGCUGUCCGUUUAGUCGUCAAAAUGAAGGGUUUCAGACAGAGAGUGCACGAGCAGUUGUCGAGGGCGAAAGACGCAAACAAAUCCUCCAAGAAGAAAGAAUCCUCCCACGCCUCCCAGAACAACGCCGCUCUCGGAGUUCACCAUGGCCAGCAAUCUUCUUCCCCCAACCAGGGCACCCCGACCUCGUCCACAACUUCGGUGAAUGAUACCAGAGGAAAGUCGCCGGAGACUUCUGCGCAGGCUGGAAUUUACCCCCCUGGUACUCCGACCAAGCAGGGACAGCCGAUGGCUCCCAGUGUAGUCAUCAGUCCCAGUGGCCCACAUCAUGUCCCCCCUCCCGGUGCGGCGGAGACAAUGCCCGGCGACCUGGCUCCUCCUAGGAAGUCUCAUGUCUUUGAUCGCCUCCAGACGACGCCAAAGGACAUGUCUGAGGGCAUCCGAACCCCAAAGCGCCAACACUCGUCGCGAUUCGAUAUUUCCGACCAGCGUCAGCGCGAGCUCGAGAAACUCCCCGGCUUCCACGAGGUCCCGCCCAACAGACGUCAAGACCUGUUCAUGCAGAAGAUUGACCAGUGCAACAUUAUCUUCGACUUCAAUGAUCCGACGGCUGAUAUGAAAUCCAAAGAGAUCAAGAGACUGGCGCUCCACGAACUCUUAGACUACAUCGCCAACAAUCGCUCCGUCAUCACAGAACCGAUGUACCCCCGAGUCGUCGAGAUGUUCGCCAAGAACCUUUUCCGACCCAUUCCACCUCCAGUGACCCCGCAGGGAGAGGCGUUCGACCCGGAGGAGGACGAGCCGGUGCUGGAAGUCGCCUGGCCGCAUAUCCAGGUCGUCUAUGAAUUCUUCCUGCGGUUCAUCGAAAGCCAAGAUUUUAACACCAAUAUCGCCAAGGCAUACAUCGAUCACCAUUUCGUUCUUCAGUUGCUCGAGCUGUUUGACUCGGAGGAUCCCCGCGAACGCGAUUUUCUAAAGACUACCCUACAUCGGAUUUAUGGAAAGUUCCUGAAUCUGCGCUCGUACAUUCGCCGGUCCAUCAACAACGUCUUCUUCCAAUUCACAUACGAGACCGAGCGGUUCAACGGUAUUGCCGAAUUGUUAGAGAUUCUCGGCUCGAUCAUCAACGGAUUUGCGCUCCCCUUGAAGGAGGAGCACAAGCUGUUCCUGACCAGGGUCUUGCUGCCUCUGCACAAAGUCAAGAGCCUCAGCAUGUACCACCCGCAGCUGGCCUACUGUAUCGUCCAGUUUCUCGAAAAGGACUCGACUCUCACAGAAGACGUUGUUCUUGGACUCUUGCGAUACUGGCCCAAAACCAAUAGCACUAAAGAGGUCAUGUACCUCAACGAGGUUGAGGACAUCUUCGAAGUGAUGGAUCCCGCCGAGUUUGCCAAGGUGCAGGUGCCCUUAUUCCAACAACUCGCCAAGUCUGUGGCCAGUCCGCACUUCCAGGUUGCGGAACGCGCACUGUACUUUUGGAACAACGAGUAUUUCUGCAAUCUCGUCAGUGACAAUGUAGAGAUUAUUCUGCCGAUCAUGUUUCCACCACUCUACGAGAACUCUAAAGGCCACUGGAACAGAACAAUUCAUAGUAUGGUCUACAAUGCUAUGAAGAUGUUCAUGGAUAUCAAUCCCCAGCUCUUUGACGAAUGCUCCCACGAGUACAACGAGCGACAGAACAGCGCCGAACAGCGGGAGCAGAGCCGGCAGACUAGAUGGGAAAAGGUGCUGGAACGGGCCAACGAUCGGAAAAAUGGUGUUGCGCCUCCCCCACAAUGCCAGAUCGCGGAAAUUCCCGUUCAACUCGAUGACAUCGACGCAGUCACCCUUGACAGCCAGAAGCGCCUUAACGCCCUGAAACUGGACGAUACCGGAGCGCCAACGGAGCGGAGGUCUCGGGAGAACACGGCGACCUCGGUGAGUGAUGGACGUCCCUGAUUGCCUGUGUAGUCAUGCUUCAUGACGUUAUCGCAUCGCGCUAGGUGCCCUCCAUCACCCUGAUUUGUCGUUGUCUUUGCUAAGAAUUCCCUGGUUUUCCCUGUACAGCAAGCGUGAUUCUAAUGUUGAAACGUCCGUUUGCUUCAGAGACGGCGCCGCGAUGACAUUCGAAGACGAAGAAGUGGUAGCGCGAGUGAGAUCCGACCC
This is a messenger RNA of Aspergillus saccharolyticus JOP 1030-1, 2215 nucleotides long. RefSeq names its product protein phosphatase 2A regulatory subunit RTS1. Lineage: Eukaryota; Fungi; Ascomycota; Eurotiomycetes; Eurotiales; Aspergillaceae. The record is from RefSeq and is a predicted model, not a curated record. Gene Ontology annotation, cellular component: protein phosphatase type 2A complex. The transcript is spliced from 8 exons. The coding region runs from base 95 to 2008 and encodes 637 amino acids. Gene Ontology annotation, biological process: signal transduction. Gene Ontology annotation, molecular function: protein phosphatase regulator activity.